ACUUGGUGGUGUGUGUCAUCAGCCAGACACCGGCGGCGUGGGUUUCCCUUGUCAAACUAUUCUCGCUGUUUGUUCUGUCAAAAAUAACAGAGUAGCGAAUAGCUUGUAUUUAGGUCAAAAUGACGGAACGAAAAGGGACAGCAAAGUUGGACUUUUUGAGAAAGAUUGAACUUGAAAUCCAGGAGAAAUGGGAGAAGGAAAAAGCUUUCGAGCAAAAUGCUCCGACAACAGUUGGGGAGAGCACGAACAAAAGCAAGUACUUUGUGACCUUCCCCUAUCCUUACAUGAACGGCCGCCUGCACCUCGGCCACACUUUCAGCUUGUCAAAGUGUGAGUUUGCUGUUGGUUACCAGUCUCUGAAGGGAAAGAAAUGCCUCUUCCCGUUUGGGCUGCACUGCACAGGAAUGCCAAUCAAAGCCUGUGCAGACAAGCUGAAGAGGGAGAUGGAGCUGUAUGGAAACCCUCCGGAGUUUCCAGACGAGGAGGAGGAAGAGAAGGAGAAGCCAAAGACGAAUGAUGAAAUCAUCAUCAAGGACAAGGCAAAGGGCAAGAAGAGUAAAGCAGUGGCUAAAUCUGGGACAGCCACCUACCAGUGGGACAUCAUGAGAUCUCUGGGCCUGAACGACCAGGAGAUUUCUCAGUUUGCCAGCGCUGAACACUGGCUGGAGUACUUCCCUCCUCUGGCCAUCAGAGACCUGAAACUGAUGGGAGUCAAGGUGGACUGGAGGCGUUCAUUCAUCACUACAGACGUGAACCCCUUCUAUGACUCCUUCGUCAGGUGGCAGUUUCUCACACUGAAAGAGAGAAAAAAGAUCAAGUUUGGGAAAAGGUAUACCAUCUACUCCCCCAAGGACGGACAGCCAUGCAUGGACCACGACAGGCAAACGGGAGAGGGAGUUGGCCCCCAGGAGUACACCCUCAUCAAGAUGAAGAUAGUCGAGCCUUACACUGCAAAAUUCAAAUCCAAAGUCUUUUACAGCAGCGGCAUGAAAGGCAAAAACAUCUUCCUGGUCGCUGCCACUCUGAGACCGGAGACCAUGUUCGGUCAGACCAACUGCUGGGUGAGGCCCGACAUGAAGUACGUCGCCUUUGAGACGACCAGCGGAGACGUCUUCAUCUCCACCCACAGGUCUGCCAGGAACAUGUCCUUCCAGGGCUUCACCAAGGAGAACGGAGUGGUGCCAGUGAUCAUGGAGAUACUGGGCCAGGAUGUCCUUGGCUCUGCGUUGAGUGCUCCACUCACCUCUUACAAGAUCAUCUACGCGCUGCCUAUGCUCACCAUCAAGGAGGACAAAGGUACUGGUGUAGUUACCAGCGUACCAUCCGAUGCUCCUGAUGACAUCGCUGCUCUGAGGGACAUCAAGAAAAAACAGGCCCUGCGGGAGAAGUAUGGAAUCGAGGACAAGAUGGUGUUGCCUUUCGAGCCGGUCCCCAUCAUUGAGAUCCCGGGCUACGGGAGCCUUUCUGCUCCACUAGUGUGCGACGAGCUAAAGAUCCAGAGCCAGAACGACAAAGAUAAACUGGCCGAGGCCAAGGAGAAGGUUUACCUCAAGGGAUUUUACGAAGGGAUCAUGCUGGUUGACGGCUACAAGGGCCAGAAGGUCCAGGACGUCAAGAAGCCCAUCCAGAAGAUGAUGGUGGAGAAGGGUGAUGCUAUGAUCUACAUGGAGCCAGAAAAACAAGUCAUGUCCCGUUCAGCUGAUGAGUGUGUGGUGGCUCUGUGUGACCAAUGGUAUUUGGACUACGGGGAUGCUGAGUGGAAGCAAAAGGCCAAUGAAGCCCUCAAGUCUCUAGAGACGUUUUGUGACGAGACCAGGAGAAACUUUGAAGCGACUCUGGCCUGGCUGCAGGAACACGCCUGCUCGCGUACAUACGGUCUCGGAACACGGCUGCCUUGGGACGAGCAGUGGCUGAUUGAGUCGCUAUCGGACUCCACCAUCUACAUGGCGUACUACACUGUGGCCCACCUCCUCCAGGGGGGUGUGCUCAACGGACAGGGAGUCUCACCACUGGGCAUCAAACCUGAGCAGAUGACAAAAGACGUGUGGGACUUUAUCUUCUUUAAGACGUCUCCUUUCCCUAAGACGGACAUCCCCAAAGAGAAUCUGCAGAAGCUGAGGAGGGAGUUCGAGUACUGGUACCCGGUGGACGUCCGUGUGUCUGGCAAAGACCUGGUGCCCAACCACCUGUCCUACUACCUGUACAACCAUGUGGCUAUGUGGCCCAAAGACAAUGGGAAGUGGCCACAAGCUGUACGCGCCAACGGACAUCUGCUCCUCAACUCUGAAAAGAUGUCCAAGUCAACAGGAAACUUCCUCACCCUCAGCCAAGCCAUUGACAAGUUUUCAGCAGACGGUAUGCGCUUGGCUCUGGCCGAUGCCGGGGACACGGUGGAGGACGCCAACUUCGUGGAGACCAUGGCGGACGCCGGCAUCCUUCGCCUCUACACCUGGGUGGAGUGGGUGAAGGAGAUGAUCGCCAACCAGAACAACCUGAGGACGGGACCUGCAGACACUUUCAACGAUCGUGUCUUUGCCAGUGAAAUAAACGCCGGCAUCCUGAAGACGGAGCAGCACUAUGAGAGGAUGAUGUACAAGGAGGCUCUGAAGAGCGGCUUCUUCGAGUUCCAGGCAGCCAAAGAUAAGUAUCGGGAGCUGGCCAUCGAAGGCAUGCACAGAGACCUCGUCUUCCAGUUCAUAGAGAGACAAACUCUGCUGCUGGCCCCCAUCUGCCCACACCUUUGCGAGUACACCUGGGGGCUGCUGGGCAAGACGACUUCCCUGAUGAAGGCUUCGUGGCCUGUGGCCGGUCCAGUCGACGAGAUCCUGAUUCGUUCCUCUCAGUAUCUGAUGGAGACGGCGCACGACCUCCGCCUGCGCCUGAAAGCCUACAUGCAGCCGCCCAAAAGCAAAAAAGGUGACUCUAAGCCCCCAGCCAAGCCCUCCCACUGCACCAUCUACGUGGCCAAGAGCUACCCCCCGUGGCAGCACAGUGCCUUAUCCCUGCUGGGCAAGCAUUACAAGAACAACAAUGGGGUUCUACCAGACAACAAAGUGAUAGCAACCGAGUUAGGAGCCCUGCCGGAACUGAAGAAAUACAUGAAGAGGGUCAUGCCUUUUGUGGCCAUGAUCAAGGAGAAUCUGGAAAAGAAUGGACCCAGAGUUUUGGAUUUGGAGCUGGAGUUCGAUGAGAGGGCGGUUCUCAUGGAGAAUCUGGUCUACCUGACCAACUCCCUGGAGCUGGAGCAGAUUGACGUCUUGUUUGCAUCGGAGGCUGAUGACAAAGUGAAGGAGGACUGUUGCCCAGGGAAACCGUUUUGUGUUUUCAGGACCGAGCCUGGAGUGUCUGUGUCCCUGAUCAACCCUCAGCCGUGCAGCGGCCUGUUCUCCACAAAGGUUGACAUCCGACAGGGGGACAGCAGAGACAACAUCAUCCGCAGGCUGGCCAAGGUCAACAGGCUGAUAAAAGAUCUGUCCCGGGUGAAGCUGAUGCGAUACGAGGACCCGUUACUCGGCCCUCGCCGCCUCCCCGUCCUGGGGCAGGAGGAGAAAGGGAAGCUGCCCAUCUCCAACACGUCGGUCUUCAACGUGAGCGUGGAGGAGAAGAGGGUGACUCUGGCCGACAACAGCCUCACUGUGGACGUCGGGGACACUCUGGUUUAUCUGGUGCUUUAGAAUAAGAGUCGCUGUUAACACACAGACACAUGAGGGCACAUCCAGCAAUGAACAACUAAAAUUAAUCAUGACAUGUUACAAAUAAAGCAGCACACCACCGACUCAAAUACUGGUGUUUUCUUAUUAAUUUCUCUGCACCUACAGCCUGUGCUAGUGGUGAAUGUGACCUAGUGGGACCUGGUAAAGUUUGCUUCUGUCCUCCCUAACAACACAUACAGCUAUUAAAUCCAGAUCUGGGUUUAGUCAUCCCUCUGAUACGGUCCUGCACCUCAGGGCUUACAGUUCUGACUUUUGUUGUACGCGAGGAUAAUACCAGAAUUUGUAUUCCGUUCUGCCGGACUCAGGACAUGAACCCCCAGUCGACUGUGUCAAAGUCUGUUCUGUUCGAUCUUUAAAUUUGCUUCCUUUCUCGUGCACAGUAAAUAGGCAAUUAUCCAUCUAAUUGUGUUUUAAAAUGAAUUUGAGGCAUUGAACAAACACCUUUUUUUUGUUUUUGUCAGUGGCCAAACACUUAUUUUAUGUCAUUACAUCGCUCCUGAAUGUGUUCACGUAUGUGUCUGUCGUGUUGUUUUAUACAUCGUAGGUGGGGGACGUUCAGCUGCUUCUUGUUUUUGUCGGACAGCUCUCUUGUUUUCUAGCCGGGGAUGGGGCCUGUCUGGUUUUUCCAUUUAAAUAAUAAUAAUAAUAAAAAUAAAACCUAUGAAUUGUUCA
Messenger RNA from Mugil cephalus (flathead mullet), 4385 nucleotides. RefSeq names its product leucyl-tRNA synthetase 1b (gene lars1b). Bases 120 to 3674 code for a protein of 1184 amino acids. Gene Ontology annotation, molecular function: aminoacyl-tRNA deacylase activity; leucine-tRNA ligase activity; ATP binding. The transcript is spliced from 32 exons. Gene Ontology annotation, biological process: leucyl-tRNA aminoacylation. Lineage: Eukaryota; Metazoa; Chordata; Actinopteri; Mugiliformes; Mugilidae. The record is from RefSeq and is a predicted model, not a curated record.